AUGUCUCUGUCCAUUGCACGCCGUCUCACUAGGGGAGGAGUCCUCUCUCAAUCUGCAAUCUCUCCUGCUCGGUACCUGAUGCGAUCCUCGAUUUCGUCCCGGCUGUCCUCCAACAACGCGCCUCAGUCUUCCUCCUCGAGCCGGCGCCCAUCUCCCGCACCGCAGAACGACCGAUCGCAAUUCAAGGUCCUCCCCAUCGUCAUUAUCAUGGCCAUUGGAUCUGGGUCAUAUGCUCUUCUCGUCAAGUCUCGCACUGGACAGGCUCCUCAGCGUCAAACUUAA
Molecule: messenger RNA, 282 nt
Organism: Penicillium oxalicum
Lineage: Eukaryota; Fungi; Ascomycota; Eurotiomycetes; Eurotiales; Aspergillaceae
Exons: 1
Coding region: 1-282 (93 amino acids)
Source: RefSeq, a predicted model, not a curated record